AUGGACUUCGACCACACGACCAUCUCCGAAGCAGAACUCACUCGUCUACUGCCUACUUGUCAACGAUGUCGUCGCUUGCGGCGCAAGUGUGACACAAACCUUCCAGCCUGUCGUCUAUGCCAGAAGGGCAAAGCUGAAUGUACCUUCUUCGACCAUGCCUUGCAACAGACUCUGCCGCGAAGUUAUGUCCAUUCGCUGUUGACCCGUCUGAGUCGGCUACGUUCCGUUCAGGCCGCGGUCGAUGGCUCCAGCGAGCCCUUGACGUCCCUACCGGUUGUUCACCAUGAACGAAACGCGUCCCUAACGUCCUCCCAUGUCGAGCCGGCUCACAAUGAAUGGGGCACUUAUACUAGCGAGCUGUCUUUCGACAAACACUUCAUAAUUGAGCAUGCCAAUCCCACGUGUUGGCAGUUCUUGGGUAGUAGCUCACCCUAUGCUCUUGUUGUCGAGGUCCUGGUCCAUGCUCAAGCGAAACUCGGCUCCAUGGUUCAUCAUCCAGAUUAUGCUGGGCCGGAAUUCUGGUUGAAUGCUCAAAGCACCGAGGUCGCGGAACCGCUGCAGCCCAGGCCCACUCCGUCUCGCGCCGAGGUCGAGAUGCUGGUCAACCUGUACAUGUCUACCACGAAUCGUCUAAUGGUAUUCUUCGAUCCUGAUGACAUCGCUCCUGAGAUUGACACAUUUCUACGCCACCAUGGGACGAAUGCCAAGUACCUGUCUGGAAAGGAGGCUCAUGAGUUCUUCCGAGUCGCGAUGAUCUGUGCGGUCGCCUCCGCCAACAAGGCCAGACACCAUUCGGUCUAUGACACGGAGUCCAUGGCGUACUAUGCCGAAGGCGUGCAAUGUGUCGAGGAAGUUACAUCGGACGUAUCUGCCGACGCGCUCCAAGCUCUUUUACUCCUGAUCGCGUUCACCCUUUUCCAUCCCCGAAAAGCCGAUCUAUGGAAGUUACUGGACUUCGCGUGCCGUCUAAGUGUCGAGCUGAAUUACCACAGUGAAACCAACGACGAGUACGAAGACGAGAAGAGUAGGAGAAAGCGCAGGUCUAUUUUCUGGGGGCUCUACUGUGUCGAACGCACCAUGGGCCAGCACUUUGGUCGUCCCUCUGAUCUGGCGGAAGAAAUCAUUACCACUGAAUAUCCUGCCACUUUGAAUGCAGCCACUCUGGCCGAUCCCGAAUCCCUACAGCUUGUUCUGAUCUCUCACUACUACCGUUUGACAUACCUACGAUCGGAGAUCUUUCGUGAACUAUACCUUCCAGCUGUGGCGCCUAAUUUACCACGCAUGUGGUACGAGCAAAGUCUUGACCACAUCUUGUCAUGGAGGAGGGAACUCGAGUUUGUUGAAACAAGCCUGGGCAUGGGUAGCAUGACGUGUGAUAUGGGCUUCCACACAUCCAUAUGCUUCCUGUUCCAGCCACUACUGCUGCGUGCGCUGGCCGCGGCCAAGGGACCUAUGCUCGGUCCGGAGAUAACGGAGGGCAUCCCGCGGGAAAGCUAUCAUUCCGCUGUCAAAUUGAUAGAGUCUUACGAUAAGAUAUUCCGUGGGGCCGAAGGAACUCCUUUGGGAAUGUAUCCCAUCACAGUCAAUUCUGCACACUACAUACAGCAAGCUGCCAUUACAAUCAUGGCUCAUUGCCUGCUAGCGAUCGAUGGCCGACUCCCGGUUGUGACAUUCUCACGUGAAAUCAGUGGUGACACAGAAGGGCCUGUGGAUUUCAAUGGCAUUCAUGAAAUCUCGGGAACAUGUCUGAUCUUACUGAACACCCUGUCUAAGAAAUGGCCGGGCAUGGUGGGCGUAUUGGAUAUCUACAAGACUCUUCAGUCGCAGGUACUGCCCAUCAUGAUGCGCAGUGGUUUAGGCUGA
Capronia coronata CBS 617.96 is the source of this 1863-nucleotide messenger RNA. RefSeq lists its product as uncharacterized. The transcript is spliced from 2 exons. The record is from RefSeq and is a predicted model, not a curated record. The coding region runs from base 1 to 1863 and encodes 620 amino acids. Lineage: Eukaryota; Fungi; Ascomycota; Eurotiomycetes; Chaetothyriales; Herpotrichiellaceae. Gene Ontology annotation, biological process: DNA-templated transcription; positive regulation of transcription by RNA polymerase II. Gene Ontology annotation, molecular function: sequence-specific DNA binding; zinc ion binding; DNA-binding transcription factor activity, RNA polymerase II-specific.